GGGCUGGAGUUUGGCGCGUGCAGCAGCCCACUAUCCAAAACAGCGAGCGGAUCUACACUGCGUGUGCCCACUAACGCGUUUCACGGUAAAAUCGCGCACAGACUUUGGUCCUCUGUGAUCCACUGGCGAGAGCUGCAGGCUCUGGAGCCCAUCGGCAGCGGUGGAUUCGGUCUGGUGUUCAAAGGCACAUACUUUGACGAGACUGUUGCUGUGAAGAAAGUGAGAUGUGUGAAAAACAAACUGGCUUCGAGGCAAAGUUUCUGGGCGGAACUCAAUGCAGCGCACCUGCACCAUCAAAACAUCGUGCGCGUGAUCGCAGCCACCACGUGCAUCCCUGCGCACCUCAGCACCAAAGACAACAUCGGGACGAUUGUAAUGGACUUCGCCGGCGCCCUAAACCUACAGCAGGUCAUUUACGGACUCGCAGGCCUGUUGCCUAUGGACAAAUGCGUGAGAUAUUCAAUGGACAUUGCGCGUGCGCUCCAGCAUUUGCAUGCGCACGGCAUAGUCCACUUGGAUUUAAAACCUGCCAAUGUUUUGGUAUCAGAACAGGGUGUUUGUAAGCUGGCAGAUUUUGGGUGCUCUUUCAAACUAUCGAGUAAAAGCGACACCGUGACGCACCUGAGUGAAAUCGGUGGCACGUUCACGCACCGCGCGCCUGAGCUGCUAAAGGGAGAGGAGGUCUCUCCGCGCGCCGACGUUUAUUCGUUUGGCAUCACGAUGUGGCAGCUCCUCGCCCGAGAGCCGCCGUAUGAGGGGGACCGACAGUAUAUACUGUACGCCGUCGUGGCGUAUAACCUGCGCCCUUCCAUCACUAGGGAUGUUUUUAUCCAGUCUUCUCUUGGACAAAAGUGUCAAAAGCUGAUCAGUCUGUGUUGGGACGGCGACCCCAGCACCCGACCCACCGCAGACCAGCUCCUUCAUGAACUUUCCAUUUUAUUGUGAAUUUGCACCACGUGGACCCUUCCAGACUCCCAAAGUAUCUUCAGUUUGAAAUGUUUUUUUAUUAUAAUGUUUUGU
This is a messenger RNA of Sinocyclocheilus grahami, 1020 nucleotides long. Its product is annotated as MOS proto-oncogene, serine/threonine kinase. Gene Ontology annotation, biological process: protein phosphorylation. The transcript has a single exon. Lineage: Eukaryota; Metazoa; Chordata; Actinopteri; Cypriniformes; Cyprinidae. The annotation marks the transcript as partial. The record is from RefSeq and is a predicted model, not a curated record. Gene Ontology annotation, molecular function: protein serine/threonine kinase activity; ATP binding.